Theobroma cacao (cacao) is the source of this 1391-nucleotide messenger RNA. Its product is annotated as secretory carrier-associated membrane protein 5-like. Lineage: Eukaryota; Viridiplantae; Streptophyta; Magnoliopsida; Malvales; Malvaceae. Gene Ontology annotation, biological process: protein transport. The record is from RefSeq and is a predicted model, not a curated record. Gene Ontology annotation, cellular component: recycling endosome membrane; trans-Golgi network membrane.
UUAGUACAAGCUGGCUGACCGAAAAGUCCAACUCCUCUUUCUAUUUCUAUCUCUAUCUCUUUUCACACAGCGAAAGCAAGUUUCUCUCUCUAGAAGAAUUCGCCUUCGCUUUGUUUUUCAGAGGAAAAAGAAGAAAACCCUACGCUGAUGGCUGGUCGUUACGAUAAAAAUCCUUUCGAUGAAGAAGAAGAAGAAGUUAAUCCUUUCGCGGAUCCAGCAGUGAGAGGAAAGACAUCUGGGCAGUCUAAAUUUGGUGGGGGUCUAUUUUCAACGAAUAAUCCAACCGCUCCACCUGCAUCAAACUCUAGACUUUCACCACUACCUCCUGAACCUGCUGGUUUCAAUUAUGAUCGCGAGGCAACAAUUGACAUUCCUCUUGAUACAUCUUCAGGAGGAUCACACUAUCAGGAUUUGAAGAGGAAGGAGAAGGAACUCCAGGCUAAGGAGGCUGAAUUGAGAAGGCGGGAGCAGGAAGUGAAACGGAAAGAAGAGGCAGCGGCAAGAGCUGGAAUUGUUCUGGAAGAGAAAAAUUGGCCGCCAUUUUUUCCCAUCAUUCAUCAUGAUAUUGCAAAUGAAAUACCAAUUCAUCUACAAAGAUUGCAGUAUGUUGCAUUUUCGACAUUUUUAGGAUUGUGUCUGUGCCUUCUAUGGAACAUCAUAGCUGUUACUACAGCAUGGAUCAAAGGGGAAGGUGUGAGGAUCUGGUUCUUGGCUGUUAUCUACUUCAUAGCAGGGGUCCCAGGAGCCUAUGUAUUGUGGUAUCGCCCACUGUAUCGUGCUUUUAGGAAGGAAAGUGCUUUGAGGUUUGGAUGGUUCUUCCUUUUUUAUUUGCUUCACAUCGGCUUUUGCAUCUUUGCUGCGGUGGCUCCCCCUAUAGUUUUUAGAGGGAAAUCACUCACCGGGAUCCUACCUGCAGUAGAUCUUAUCGAUGGACAUGCUUUGGUUGGGAUCUUCUACUUCGUUGGUUUUGCAUUAUUCUGCGUUGAAUCAGUUGUAAGCAUGUGGGUUAUCCAGCAAGUAUACAUGUAUUUCCGUGGCAGCGGUAAAGCCGCCGAGAUGAAGCGUGAGGUUGCGAGAGGAGCUAUGAGGGCUGCCAUAUAAUGGCACAGGCUAGCAGCAACGGGGUAUAUGGUAAAACACUCGCGUGUGGAUUCUACUUGUUUAUAUGCACUUUGCCAGGGAAGGAGCAGAUACAGCUUGUUAUCUCUGGAUCCUGGCUUUUGUUGCACAUAUUCUCUGUAACUUUAUUCUGAGUGCUACUUUCUGUAAAGUUUUUUUUUUUUUUUUUUACUCUGGAGUUUGAAUUAUCAGACACCUUGUGCAAGACUUAAAAACAUGAUUUUCAUGUAUGAAUUGAUUCUAUAUAGAGAAAGAGUUUCAUUUCUGGGUUA